Molecule: messenger RNA, 1404 nt
Organism: Dictyostelium purpureum
Lineage: Eukaryota; Evosea; Eumycetozoa; Dictyosteliales; Dictyosteliaceae
Exons: 5
Coding region: 1-1404 (467 amino acids)
Biological process (GO): proteolysis
Molecular function (GO): dipeptidyl-peptidase activity; serine-type exopeptidase activity
Source: RefSeq, a predicted model, not a curated record
AUGAAAUUAUUAUUAUUAUUAGUUUUAGUUUCAUGUUUAUUAAACUCUGCCUAUGGUGUUUUUAAAACACCUUUUGGCAAGAAUAGAGAAAGACUAUAUAGAGAACAAUUAGGCGAGGUACCAGUCUUCUCCAAUCAAACCUUUUGGUUUGAUCAAAAAAUUGAUCAUUAUGACUUUUUCAACAACAACACAUAUAAACAACAAUAUAUUGUAGUAGAUGAUUAUUUUGAUGGAUCAGGACCAAUUUUCAUUUAUUUAGCAGGUGAAGCACCAAUGGGAUUCUUUGGAUUUCAAGAAGUUCAAGUUGUUGAAUGGGCCAAGCAAUUUGGUGCCUUAUUUAUUGUUAUCGAACAUAGAUUUUAUGGUAAAUCCUAUCCAACACAAGAUUUAUCAACAAAUAAUCUUAAAUAUUUAACAUCACAACAAGCACUUGCAGAUGCUGCAAACUUUUUAUCAACUUAUAAAGCCGAAAAUGACCUUGUUGAAAACCCAACAGUUGUUUUUGGUUGUUCAUAUAGUGGUGCAUUAUCAUCAUGGUUUAGAUUAAAAUACCCACAAUUAGCUAUUGCUAGUAUUGCACCAAGUGGUCCAGUUCUUGCUCAACUUAACUUUACAGGUUAUUAUGCUCAAUUUUCAAAUUCAGCUGCACCAAAUUGUGUCCAAGCUGCUCAAACCGCCACAAACCAAAUCAUGCAAUUAACCAAAUCAUCAGCUGGUAUUAAACAAUUAGAAAAAACUUUUAACUCAUGCCACUCAUUAGAAAAUCCAAGAGAUCUUUAUUAUUUCCUUUACACUCUUACUGAAGCUUUAGGCUCAGCCGAUCAAAUGAAUAAUCCACCAACUUGGAUUCUUAACUCCACUUGUGGUACCUUCUUACAAAACGAUAACCUUUUAACCAACUGGGCUCAAAUUGUUAAUGCUGGUCAAACUGGAUGUAACGAUUAUAGAUUAUCAACUUUCAUUGAACAAAUGAGAGAAAUUAAAAUUAGUCAACAAGAUGGUUCAAGAUCUUGGGUAUAUCAAACCUGUGUCGAAUUUGGUUAUUUUUCAACUACCUAUGAAGGAACUAGUGUUUUCCCACCAACAUUAAAUGUAGAAGAACAAGUUAAAUGGUGCGAAGAAAUCUUUGAUGUUCCAGGUAUGACACCAAAUAUUGACUGGACCAAUGCUUACUAUGGUGGUCAAAAUACUCAAGCCACCAAUGUUAUGUUUACUAAUGGUUUACUUGAUCCAUGGCACUUAUUAAGUGUAAACAGUGAUAAUGAAGCUGGUACCGUUAGAGCUGCUACCUAUGAAGCUGGUCAUUGUGCUUCAUUAAUUCAGGAAACUAGUGAGGAUCCAAUCUCAUUAGUUAAUGCUAGAGAAGAAGUUGUUUCAUUCUUAAAAGGAGUUUUAUCAAAUUAA